AAGAGGAAAAGGAGGAGACGCAACCAAAUUGAGCACGUGUGAGAAUCUCCCCAUGCCGAAAACCAGAGGCGUCAAAGAAAACGCUUUCGGAAAUAUUUAUCAAAGCAAAAACAAAAACAUGGGCACAAGUCAUUUCUCGUUUUUACGGUGUGGCUGUCAUCACUCAUCACGAACUCAUUCAAGACCAGAAGAUGUGCUCUCUCAUUUAUAGUUUGUAGUUGGUUGGUACUCUCAUUUUGCACUCGCACGGUUCUAGCUCGCGCAGGGGAGUUGGACUCCAAGGAGUAUUUGUGCUUCUCUGGGUGCUCUCGUAUUUUCAAUUUCUGGGCUUGAAGAGCUGAGAUCUCUCGAGAAUGGGGGAGGUGGAUUACCUUGCCGACGAAAGGAAGACGGCCCAGUUCGAUGUUGACGCUAUGAAGGUCGUCUGGGCAGGUUCUCGCCCCGCUUUCAAUGUCUCUCAUCGGAUCUCUCGUCUCGUCGCUAGUGAUCCGGUCUUUCGGAAGGAUGACAGAGCCAUACUAGGUAGGAAGGAGUUAUUUAAAAAGACACUGCAAAAGACAACUUAUGCCUGGAAAAAAGUCAUUGAGCUUCGUCUUUCUGAGGAAGAGGCCUCGAGGUUAAGGUCUUUUGUGGAUGAGCCUGCCUUCACGGACCUACAUUGGGGUAUGUUUGUACCUGCUAUAAAAGGGCAGGGCACUGAGGAGCAGCAACAGAAAUGGUUACCAUUGGCAUAUAAGAUGCAAAUAAUUGGUUGCUAUGCACAAACUGAACUUGGUCAUGGUUCUAAUGUUCAAGGGCUUGAAACCACUGCAACAUUUGAUCGUGGAACAGAUGAGUUUAUCAUUCAUAGUCCCACAUUGACAUCAAGCAAAUGGUGGCCUGGUGGACUGGGUAAAGUUUCCACACAUGCUGUUGUCUACGCACGCCUUAUAACGAAUGGUCGGGAUCAUGGGGUUCAUGGUUUCAUUGUCCAACUUCGGAGUUUAGAGGAUCACUCACCUCUUCCGGGCAUAACUGUCGGUGAUAUUGGAAUGAAAUUUGGAAAUGGUGCAUACAACACUGUGGACAAUGGGCUCGUAAGAUUUGAUCAUGUGCGCAUCCCAAGGAGCCAAAUGUUGAUGAGGGUUUCACAGGUCACAAGGGAAGGAAAAUACUUGGAAUCUGAUGUUCCACGGCAGCUACUUUAUGGGACUAUGGUAUAUGUGCGACAAACAAUUGUAGCUGAUGCUUCUAUAGCUUUAUCGCGGGCAGUUUGUAUUGCUACGAGGUAUAGUGCUGUUCGUAGACAAUUUGGUUCGCAGAAUGGUGGACUAGAGAGCAAGGUGAUUGAUUACAAAACUCAGCAAAGUAGGCUCUUCCCUUUGCUGGCUUCUGCCUAUGCCUUCAGAUUUGUUGGUGAGUGGUUAAAGUGGCUGUACACCGAUGUGACCAAAAGACUACAGGCCAAUGAUUUCUCAAUUUUGCCUGAGGUUCAUGCGUGCACUGCGGGUUUGAAGUCUUUGACUACUGCUGCCACUGCUGAUGGGAUUGAAGAAUGCCGGAAACUAUGUGGUGGCCACGGUUACCUAUAUAGCAGUGGGCUUCCUGAGUUAUUUGCAGUGUAUGUCCCUUCAUGUACAUAUGAAGGAGACAAUACAGUAAUGCUUUUACAGGUUGCGAGGUUUCUUAUGAAGACUGUGUCUCAGCUGGGGUCUGGGAAAAAUCUUGUAGGAACAACAGCUUAUAUGCGAAGAGUGGAGCAUUUAAUACAAUGUCACUGUGAUGUUCAAAAAGCUGAUGAUUGGUUAAAGCCUGGUGUGAUAGUUGAAGCAUUUGAAGCAAGAGCUGCUAGGAUGUCAGUUGCCUGUGCACAAAAUCUGAGCAAAUUUGCAAACCCAGAGGAAGGUUUUUUGGAACUCUCAGCUGAUUUAGUGGAGGCAGCAGUUGCUCAUUGCCAAGUAAUCGUCGUUUCUAAGUUCUUUGAGAAAUUGCAACAAGAAAUAGAUGGGAAGGGGGUUAAACAAAUGUUGGGGUUCCUCUGCAACAUCUAUGCCCUAUCCCUUCUUCAUAAACAUCAUGGUGAUUUCCUCUCCACUGGUUGCAUUACCCCAGAGCAAGCUGCACUAGCAAAUGAUCAGCUCAGAUCUUUAAAUUCCCAGGUCCGCCCAAAUGUAAUUGCACUCGUUGAUGCUUUUGACUACACUGAUCACUACCUUGGCUCGAUCCUUGGCCGAUAUGAUGGAAAUGUGUAUCCAAAACUCUAUGAGGACGCCUGGAAAGACCCUUUGAAUGACUCAGUUGUUCCAGAUGGCUACCGUGAAUAUAUUCGGCCUCUGCUGAAGCAGCAGCUCCUGUCCCCAAAACUCUGAGGACAAUAGUAAGUGUGACAGAUGGUCCAAGGUUCUAAAUGUGUGCGUGUGUUUUAUUUUUUCUUUUCAGUUUGCUGUAAUCGAACUGCUCAUGAAUAAGUUAGUUGGAUGAUAACCACUUAAGGGGGAGGGUCGUAGGUGACGUUUGUAGCAUCAAUUUGUGCAAUCUGUGCAGAUUGAAGUUGGGAAUGUUAGCAUUACCCGUCUCAAGUUGUCAUCAGACCAGGAGAAGCAGAACAAUAAGAUUUGUGAUCCCAGUAAUGCACAUACACAUACAAAUCUUUGUCC
Messenger RNA from Malania oleifera, 2636 nucleotides. Its product is annotated as peroxisomal acyl-coenzyme A oxidase 1-like. NCBI's taxonomy places the organism in Eukaryota, Viridiplantae, Streptophyta, Magnoliopsida, Santalales, Ximeniaceae. The coding region runs from base 354 to 2348 and encodes 664 amino acids. Gene Ontology annotation, cellular component: peroxisome. The record is from RefSeq and is a predicted model, not a curated record. Gene Ontology annotation, molecular function: FAD binding; acyl-CoA oxidase activity; fatty acid binding. The transcript is spliced from 14 exons. Gene Ontology annotation, biological process: long-chain fatty acid metabolic process; lipid homeostasis; fatty acid beta-oxidation using acyl-CoA oxidase.